Eufriesea mexicana is the source of this 3619-nucleotide messenger RNA. It is a transcript of the gene Nc73EF, whose product is annotated as oxoglutarate dehydrogenase Nc73EF. Gene Ontology annotation, cellular component: oxoglutarate dehydrogenase complex; mitochondrion. Gene Ontology annotation, molecular function: thiamine pyrophosphate binding; oxoglutarate dehydrogenase (succinyl-transferring) activity. The record is from RefSeq and is a predicted model, not a curated record. The transcript has 16 exons. Lineage: Eukaryota; Metazoa; Arthropoda; Insecta; Hymenoptera; Apidae. Gene Ontology annotation, biological process: tricarboxylic acid cycle. The coding region runs from base 100 to 3300 and encodes 1066 amino acids.
GUCUCUCAGUUGUAUUUGAAGAAGACGUCGUUCGAUCUACUUGUGAGUUGUAAAUGGUGGACGGCCUGUCAUCGUUGUUGCGUUAACAUCAGGUAAAAAAUGUAUAAGGCAAGGACAGUAUUUAGUACAUUGGCCCCUUUGGCGCCAAAUAUGUGUAGACCUGAAAGAUUUGCUUCGUGGUUGGUAAGAAAUCAUCCACUAACAAGGACUACACAAGCAAUGGUUACUGAAUCAGUUAGAAAAUAUAGCAAUAGGGUAGCUACAGAACCAUUUCUCAAUGGCAGUUCCAGUUCUUAUGUAGAAGAAAUGUAUAAUGCAUGGCUACAAGAUCCUCAUAGUGUACAUGUGUCUUGGGAUUCAUUUUUUCGUAGUAGUACUGCUGGAGCUGCACCAGGUCUUGCAUACCAGGCUCCUCCUUCUCUUGCUCCAAGUUAUAACCAAGUUCCACUAGGAUCAUUAUUGCCACUUGGUGGAGGCACCCAAUUGAGUCAAAUACCUGUUAAUGAAAAAAUAAUUGAUGAUCACCUGGCCGUUCAAGCAAUUAUUCGUUCUUACCAGAUUCGUGGCCAUCAUAUCGCUAAAUUGGAUCCACUUGGCAUCAACAGUGCUGAUCUUGAUGAUAGACAUCCACAAGAAUUACUCUAUAAUCAUUAUUCAUUCGAAGAGUCAGACAUGGAUCGUAUUUUCAAAUUGCCGUCCACCACUUUUAUUGGUGGUAAAGAAAAAUCAUUACCGCUUCGCGAAAUCUUAAAAAGACUAGAAUCGGCAUAUUGUGGUCACAUCGGUGUGGAAUUCAUGUUUAUCAAUUCCUUGGAACAAUGUAAUUGGAUUCGACAAAAAAUGGAAACACCUGGUAUUAUGGAAAUGACAAAUGAUGAAAGAAGACUUAUUUUGGCUAGAUUAACUCGUGCAACUGGAUUUGAAGCAUUCCUUGCACGCAAGUGGUCAUCGGAAAAGAGAUUUGGGUUGGAAGGAUGUGAAAUUUUGAUUCCUGCUAUGAAACAGGUAAUUGAUAAAUCAACCGAACUAGGUGUUGAAUCCAUCGUCAUGGGUAUGCCCCAUCGUGGCCGUUUAAAUGUCCUUGCUAAUGUUUGUCGUAAACCUUUAAGUCAAAUUUUCACCCAAUUUGCGGCUCUUGAAGCAGCUGAUGAUGGUUCUGGUGAUGUUAAAUAUCAUUUGGGGACAUAUAUUGAGCGUCUAAAUCGAGUAACAAACAAAAAUAUACGACUAGCUGUUGUGGCAAACCCAUCUCAUUUGGAAGCUGUAGAUCCAGUAGUACAAGGAAAGACUCGUGCAGAACAAUUCUAUCGUGGUGAUGGCGAAGGCAAGAAGGUCAUGUCUAUACUUCUGCACGGUGAUGCUGCAUUUUGUGGGCAGGGUAUUGUUUUUGAAACAAUGCACUUGUCAGAUUUGCCUGAUUAUACAACUCAUGGUACUAUUCAUGUUGUAGUAAAUAAUCAAAUUGGAUUUACUACAGAUCCAAGACAUUCACGAUCUUCACCAUACUGUACUGAUGUUGCAAGAGUAGUGAACGCACCAAUCUUUCACGUUAAUUCGGAUGAUCCGGAGGCGGUAAUGCAUGUUUGUAAAGUUGCUGCAGAAUGGAGAGCAACUUUCCACAAAGAUGUUGUUAUUGAUAUUGUAUCAUAUAGGAGAAAUGGUCACAAUGAGAUUGAUGAACCCAUGUUUACACAACCUUUAAUGUAUCGCAAAAUUAAAAAUACUCCACCAGUUCUUGACAUAUAUGCUAAGUCUCUUAUCGAUGAUGGUGUUGUCACCUCUGAAGAAGUUAAGGAUGUUAAAGAUAAGUAUGAAAAAAUCUGUGAAGAAGCAUAUGUUAAUGCAAGACAAGAAACGCAUAUUAAGUAUAAAGACUGGCUGGAUUCGCCAUGGUCUGGUUUCUUUGAAGGAAAAGAUCCUUUGAAGGUAUCUCCUACUGGUAUCAAAGAAGAUACACUCAUUCACAUAGGAAAGAAAUUCUCGUCUCCACCACCUAACGCGGCUGAAUUUGUAAUUCAUAAAGGUAUCGAACGUAUUUUAAAAUCUCGUAUGGAGAUGAUAGAAACUCGAACAGUUGAUUGGGCUCUUGGAGAAGCUAUGGCUUUUGGUUCUUUACUUAAAGAAGGCAUUCACGUUCGAUUAUCAGGUCAAGAUGUAGAAAGAGGCACCUUUUCACAUAGGCAUCAUGUUCUUCAUCAUCAGACCGUGGAUAAAGCUACUUACAGGCCACUGUGUUAUCUUUAUCCAGAUCAAGCUCCAUAUACAGUGUGCAAUAGUUCACUGUCAGAGUUUGGUGUACUUGGUUUUGAAUUAGGCUAUUCUAUGACAAAUCCUAAUGCACUAGUGUGCUGGGAAGCACAGUUUGGUGACUUUAAUAACACAGCACAGUGUAUAAUUGAUCAGUUCAUCAGCAGUGGUCAAGCUAAGUGGGUACGUCAAUCUGGUCUUGUCAUGCUACAACCUCAUGGUCUUGAAGGAAUGGGACCUGAACAUUCAAGUGCUCGUUUGGAACGUUUUCUGCAAAUGUCUGCUGAUGACCCAGAUUAUUUCCCUCCCGAAAGCGAAGAAUUCGCUGUACGCCAGUUACAUGAUAUCAACUGGAUUGUAGCUAAUUGCAGUACACCAGCGAAUUAUUUCCAUAUUUUAAGAAGACAAAUUGCAUUGCCAUUCAGAAAACCUUUGAUUUUAAUGACACCAAAGUCAUUACUUCGUCAUCCAGAAGCAAAGUCCAGUUUCGAUUUAAUGCUGGAAAACACAGAAUUUCUUAGAGUGAUACCAGAAGAAGGCGUGGCUUCUGAAAAUCCUAAUAAUGUUAAAAGAGUGGUUUUCUGUUCUGGUAAGGUUUAUUAUGAUUUAAAGAAAGCACGCGCAGAAAGAAAUUUGGAUGAUAAAAUUGCAAUUGCGAGAGUCGAGCAGAUUUCGCCUUUCCCAUACGACCUAGUUAAGAAAGAAUCUGCUAAAUAUCCCAAUGCUGAAAUAGUAUGGGCUCAAGAAGAACAUAAAAAUCAAGGUGCAUGGACCUAUAUUCAACCUAGAUUCCACACUGCUCUUAAUGGUACUCGUUCUGUAUUCAGCGGAAAUACGUCAUACGACAAUAAGGAUAGCGGAGGGUGGUUUAGUGGUUGGUUUUCAUCAACUAAACCGAUUGUAUCCGAGCCGUUGUCGAACGAAUCUGGUAAACACAAACAGAGAACAUUAAGAUAUGUUGGUCGCCCAACAGGAGCUUCACCGGCAACAGGAAGCAAAAUGCAGCAUCUCAAAGAAUUGAAACAAUUAUUUGAUGACUGCUUUGAUCUUUAAAUAUCCUUCGUCGCACUAUGUAGAACAUAUUUUAUUUAUUUUCUCAUUAUGUUUGUUAUAUUCCUUUUGUCCUGCUCUACAUGCACCCUUUCAGAGACAAACAGAAUUUGGAAGAGUUUCUUCAUCACUGAUUCAUUUAUUAGAAUUAUCAUACGCACGGAUACUUUCUUCAUAGUGAAAAAUUUACUUAACCCCUUAAGGAUCAAAUUAUUUUAUAAAAAUCAAUUAGAAAUCCCCGAAUAUUUUUAUCGAUGUAGUGACAGUGAUGGUUAAUAACGUACCGUAACCAAAAUUGCAAAAGGAAUUGAUAUUAAAAAAA